Molecule: messenger RNA, 628 nt
Organism: Glycine soja
Lineage: Eukaryota; Viridiplantae; Streptophyta; Magnoliopsida; Fabales; Fabaceae
Product: Golgi apparatus membrane protein-like protein ECHIDNA
Exons: 6
Coding region: 1-588 (195 amino acids)
Biological process (GO): protein secretion; vesicle-mediated transport
Cellular component (GO): Golgi membrane
Source: RefSeq, a predicted model, not a curated record
AUGUCAUUGUUCUUUUUAACACUGUCUCAGUCACCUGCUAUUUCUCGGCCAUGCUUCUGUUCACUGUCAAUAUGUGGGAGCAGCAAAGAAAACGGAUUUCUUUGUGAAUUCAAUUUCCAUGAUCCUGUAGGUGAAAACUACGCUAAUCCAAACACUUGCUUCUUUCAUGUUCUCUUCAAGGCUGCGGCUUUGGCAUUUUACAUUCUCUCCGCCCUCUUCAUUAAUAACUUUGUCAUCAUUUUUAUGAUGACUGUCCUUCUCGCCGCUCUUGAUUUUUGGGUAGUCAAAAAUCUGAGUGGGAGAAUUUUAGUUGGUUUGAGGUGGUGGAAUGAAAUCAAUGAUCUGGGUGAGAGUGUUUGGAAAUUUGAGUCUCUUGAUCAGCAGUCAUUGGCUCGGAUGAACAAGAAAGAUUCAUGGCUUUUCUGGUGGACGCUUUACCUUACAGCAGUUGCAUGGACUAUGCUGGCAAUAUUCUCUCUCAUAAGGCUUCAAGCUGAUUACCUCCUAGUUGUUGGAGUUUGUUUGACCCUCUGUAUUGCAAAUAUUGUUGGUUUUACCGAAUGCCAAAAGAGUAUGCUAGUUUGUUGAUGUUCUUGAAAUCGUAUUUUCUGAUAUGGCUAAUAAUAUU